AUGGACUUCGACAUCCAAGAGGAACUCGCGUCGCUUUCCGAAGACGUCUCCGCCUACUCCAUCCCCAAUGAGGUCGACAUCUCCGAAGACUCCUCCACUAUCGCAGAUGUCCUCCACACCGCUGUCGACGCCCUCGCCGACUCUCCAGACAACAUCGCCGACCCACGCAUCUUCGACGCCUACCGCUCCCUCCUCAAGCAUGCAUCUCAUCUCCAGGGAAUUCAUAUGACCAAGAUCCUCGACUCCAUCUCCUCCGCCUACGCUGCCCAGAUCGAGGCCGCACACCGCAACGUUGACCAAGACGACUCCGACAUGCUCGCCCAUCACAGGAAGUGCCUCGAGAUGUUCGCCUUCCUCUUGCAGUGGUUUGUUCUAGCCACCGAGAAGGUCAAGUCUUCAGGCGAGGACGACGCCCCAGCUCCGGCUCCCAAACCGAGGCGUGGUCGCGGCGGCAAAGCUACGGCGGCGAGAAGUACGCGCACGAAAACGAACGAGGAGUGGUCAUGGAUGGACCAGAUACCCGCGAUGCUCACCCUCAUCCAGCGCCUCCUCCGCUUGAAGACACAACGGAUCUGGCAGACAACCGCGGAGCGAGAGAACUUUAUAAGCUGCGUCGUCCGCCCAAUAUACCACGUCCUCGAAUCCGAGCAAUACAUGAAGUCCAAACCAAUCAACGACGGCGUCGUCCGCGCCAUCUGCCUCGCCGUCAAGCACCAGGGCCACGGGCUUGCCGCUCAAGUCGGACUCAUGCAGUCCCUGCAGUACUAUGAACAUCUCCCCGACAUCAUUGCCGAGUGUCUCAACGCACUUGCCCAGCACUUCGACCACUACCAGCUCGGCGACGAGUUCCUCCGCGAGGUCUCCGGCAAGAGCUUCAGCGCACAGGACAACAAGGGCCCCCGCGUCUUCUCCCGUUUCCUCAUCCGCUUUGCCGAGAUCGCCCCGCGCCAGGUCCUCAAGCAGCUCAGUCUGCUCAUCAAGCAGCUCGACUCCGAGUCCUACCCGAUGCGCAUGGCUCUCGUCGAGGUCAUCGGGCACAUCAUCCGCGAGCUCGCUGCGGAGAUGGAAGGCGAGGACGCGGAGCGCAAGGCGCAAAUGCUCAAGCAGCUCACCGGCCUGUACGAGCUCCUGCUCGAGCGCGUCCUCGACUUGUCUUCGUACGUGCGCGUCAAGGUCUUCGCCGUCCUUGCCCGCCUCUGUGACUGCGCGGCCAAGUUCCCGCAGCAGCGGCUGCUCAUGACCAAGGCUGCCGUCGAGGCGCUCGAGGACAAGACGAGCAGCGUGCGCAAGAGCGCGAUGAGCCUGCUCAUCCGGCUCAUCCUCACGCACCCAUAUGGGAUCUAUGGGGGCUUUUUGAGCGAGAACGAGUGGCAGGCGCAGUACCAGGAGGCAACGGAUAUGCUUGCCAAGAUGGAGGGUGAGUUCGGGAAGGCGGUUGAGCGGGAAGAGGGAGAAGGGAGCGAGGACGACGACGAAGACGAAGAAGAGGACGACGACGACGACGCGGAGGACGCGGAAGAAGCUACCGGCUCAAAGAAACGUCGCAAGUCGAAACGCAAGUCUGACGACGACAUGGACGUGGAUGGCGAGGAAGGCGGCGACGACGACGACGACGACGACGACGACGACGUGCCCAUGGCCGAUGCUUCCGACGACGACGCCCCUCGACCAAAGAAACGCGGCAAGAAGAAGAAACCACGCAAGUCCCAGCUCAAUAUGGAGGCCCUCACGAACGAGGCCGCGGCGCUCGGACAAAUUAAUCAAGACCAGCAUCUCGAGCAGAAGCUGAAGAAGAAGUUCUGUCUCGAUGCGCUCCAGUUCAUCCGCGAACUUGGCGAGGCCAUAAAGGCCGUGCAACGGCUCUUGGCGUCGACAAACAAGUUAGAGGUGCUGGAAGCCAUGGAGUUCUCGCGUGUGGCGUACGAGUACAAGAUCGAAGCGGCGGACGCAGGACUCAAGCGGAUGCUGCAUCUGAUCUGGCACAAGGACAACAACUCGACGGCAGAGGACGGGAAGGAGGUCAAAGGGAUCAAACUGCGGCUACUCGAGUGCUAUCGCAGCAUGUUCUUCGAGCCAGUACUCAACCUGGAACCGAAACAGCAGGUCAACCGCAUCGCGAAGAACAUGAUCGAGUACGUUUCUGUUGCACAUCCACUUUUGCCGAUCGCUGAGUCGGCGCGGUGUGCUAGGUUGACUUAUCAUGCUACGCUCGCCGAGCUCACAAGUCUCGAAGAGAUGAUGCGCCAACUGAUGGAGGAGGACCGCAUACACGGUGACGUCGUGGCGAAGCUCUGGCAAGUGUACAGUUCAUCGAAGGGACUUCCCACGCGACAACGGCGUGGUGCGGUCAUCGUGCUCAGCAUGCUCGCACUCGCCAAGCGAGAAGUCGUCGCCAACCACGUAGAGAUUCUCAUGAACGUCGGCUUGGGCGAUAAGGGGAAGAACGACUUGACUCUAGCUCGAUACACAUGUGUCGCUCUACAGCGCCUAAACGGCAGCGCGAAGAAGGUGAAAGGCUCCCUUCUCGAUAAGACUCUGCGGUACCCCAUGGAGAACCCUCUGUUCUCCAAGCUGCAGGUGGCCAUGGAGCGCCCCUGCCGCUCGAAGGAGUGGUUCCCGAUGGCAGAGCAGGCGAUCAACACCGUCUAUAACCUCGCCGAGAGGCCGGACCUCUUCUGCACCAAGCUCAUCAAGAAUUUCACUCGCCGCGUGUUCUCGAAGAAGGGCGGCGGACUGGCCCCGUCGCAAUCGCAGAACGGGAACCCUGACGCGAUGGACGAAGACGAGGGCGGAGAUCCCGACAAGGCCUCGCAGUCAGAGGGCGGGGAUACGGCGGACACGUUCGAGCUCAGCCAGCUCUUGUUCAUCGUCGGUCAUGUCGCGAUCAAGCAGAUCGUCUUCCUCGAGCUUGUCGAACGCGAAUGGAAGCGACAGAAGCAUGAGCGCGAGCUAGCCGAGAAAAUCGGAGGUGCAGCGGAGAAGUCGAAGGAGCAGGAGGAGCUCGACCAGGUCGCUGGAAACGCAGAGGACGAGAUCGGCGAGCGCGUCGCAGGCAUGCGCGAGCACGAGCUUCUCCACGGGCCGAAAUCGCUGCUGGCGAAGUUCGGGCCAAUGCUCAACCAGCUCAUCCGUGCGACGGCGACGCUCUCUCUCAGCAAGUUCCUCUGCGUCAGCUCUCAAUUUUGCGAGGAGCAUCACCGGCUGCUCUUUCGCGUGCUCGAGAAAUCGCGCGACCCCGGGAUCAGGAGCAACAUCGUCAUCGCGCUCGGCGACGUCGCCGUCGCGUUCAGCAGCAUAAUCGACGAAAGCAACGACGAGCUCUACAAGGGCCUCCGCGACGGGGACAUAGUCGUCAAGAAGAACACACUCAUGGUGCUCACGCACCUGAUCCUGAACGGGAUGGUCAAGGUCAAGGGCCAGAUGGGUGAGAUGGCCAAGUGCGUCGGGGACGAGGACGAGCGGAUAUCGGACCUCGCAAAGCUCUUCUUCCAGGAGCUGUCGUCGAAGGACAACGCGAUCUACAACAACCUCCCGGACGGCGAGCGCUCGAUCGACGAAGAGGCAUUCCAGAGCACUAUGAAGUACAUCUUCACCUUCGUCCAGAAGGAGAAGCAAGCCGAGAAUAUCGUCGACAAGCUUUGCCAGCGCUUCCGGACCGCAGAGGAGCCCCGGCAUUGGCGCGACAUUGCAUACUGCCUCUCCUUGCUCCAGUAUAAGUCCGAGCGGUCCGUCAAGAAGCUCACCGAGAACCUCCAAUUCUACCGAGACAAGGUCCACGAGGAGACCGUUUACCAGCUCUUCCAAGAGAUCAUCGCCAAGGCACGGCAGAACAAAUCCGCGAACAAGCCCGACACGGAGCUCAACGAGUUCGAGACGGCGCUGCUCGAGUGCCGGCGACAGGGCGCAGAAGAUCAUGACUUCGAAAAGGGCGUCGCGAAGCGAAAGCGGACCGCCAAGAAGCGGCAGCAACGAGCAACUCAACGGACGCGGAAAGCGCCCGCAAAACACGUCGAGGACGACGAAGACGACGAGUGA
Messenger RNA from Epithele typhae, 4035 nucleotides. Its product is annotated as non-SMC mitotic condensation complex subunit 1-domain-containing protein. Gene Ontology annotation, molecular function: histone binding. Bases 1 to 4035 code for a protein of 1344 amino acids. Lineage: Eukaryota; Fungi; Basidiomycota; Agaricomycetes; Polyporales; Epitheliaceae. Gene Ontology annotation, cellular component: condensed chromosome, centromeric region; nucleus. Gene Ontology annotation, biological process: meiotic chromosome condensation; mitotic cell cycle; mitotic chromosome condensation. The transcript has 14 exons. The record is from RefSeq and is a predicted model, not a curated record.